AUGCCUGGCUCUAAAGGUGAACCUGGGGAAAUGGAGGAUGAGGAUAGGCAUCUACAAGAGUCUAGAAUAGUGGAGCUUAAGAUGCGAAAGUCUAGAUCGAAAGCUAACUUCACUAGAACUCGAAAUAAACUAAAAGAAGAAGUAAAUAGUGAUACUGUAGACAAAAGUGUCAUGAAAGAGCUUUUAGACAAACUUGAAUGUGCUAUGGAUGAGGCAAUUGGACUUGGACACUCGGCUUUGGCAUAUGAAAAGGCCAAAGAGAGGCUUGAUAGAAAAUUUGGAGGAGAAAGGAGGCUUGCAACUAAGUUCAUUGAAGAAAUAGAAAGAUUUCCUACAAUUAGGUAUGAAAGCGCAAAGGCAAUAGAACAGUUCGCAGACUUACUAGAUAUCGCGUUAGUGAAUCUGAAAGAAAAUAAAGUUGAAGACCUGCACAGCGGAUAUAUGUACCAGCAGUUAUUGAAAAAGUUGCCUGAAAGCAUGAUAUCCAGAUAUGAAAGAUGGUUGUUUGAAAACAAUAAGAAAGAAUCAGUAGAACUGUUGAAUGAAUGGGUUUUGAAAGAGGCAGAAUUUCAAAACAUUGCGGUGGAGGUAAAGCACGGCCUUGAUGGCAGAAUUCCUGUUGUUCUUUAUGCCAACGGAAAAAAAAUCACAGUAAAUGCAUUACUCGACGAUGGGUCAACGAAAACAUACAUUAAUGCAGAAGUGGCAGCAACUCUGAAACUCAGUGGAAAAGUUGAGAAAGUGAAAGUGAAUACAUUGAACAACAAAAGCGAAAGUUUUGAAACAAUGUCAGUCAGUUUGAACAUUGAAAGUUUGAAUGGCCAAGAGAACAUAGAGAUUGAAGCAUCAGUUCUUGAUAAUGUUACUGGUUCUCUACAAACCAUAGAUUGGAACAAACAAACCUCAGUUUGGCCACAUUUGAAAGGAAUACAUUUUCCAAAUAUCAAAGAGAAUAGCAAAGUUGACAUGCUGAUUGGAUUAGAUCAAGCUAGACUGCAUUCUUCGCUUUAUGAAGUUCAUGGCAAACCUGGUGAACCAAUCGCUCGACUCACUCCGCUAGGUUGGACAUGCGUAGGCCCUGUUCAGCAGGUUUCAAACCAUACAAACAUGUUUGCGACAUACUUUGUGAAAUGUGAUCAGUUAGAUGAACUGGUAAAAGGUUUUUGGGAAAUUGACAACUAUGGUCAACAGAAACAGUCAAACUCAUUUUCCAUAGAAGACCAGAAAGUUAUUAAACAGACUGAAGAGACAAUGAUUGUCAACAAUGACCACUAUGAAGUUAACAUACCUUGGAGGAAAAAUCCUGCCGAGUUGCCAAACAAUAGAAAAAUGGCUGAGAGACGACUCAAACUAGUGAAGCAGAAAAUAGAAAAGGACCCAUUUGUAGCAGAAACAUAUAAUAGAACAAUAGAAAAGUAUGUGGAAAAGGGUUACCUUAGAAAAGUAUCUGAAUCAGAAGCACAGGACAAACUGAACAAAUGGUAUCUACCUCACUUUCCAGUAGUCAAACCAGAAAGAGAAACAACCAAAGUCAGAAUAGUAUUCGAUGCAUCUGCCAAGUACCAAGGUGUUAGUUUGAAUGACACUAUAAAUACAGGUCCAAAACUACAGAAUGAACUAUUUGAUGUUCUGUUGCGUUUCAGAAAACAUGACAUCGCGUUGGUAUGUGACAUUAGUGAAAUGUAUCUACGAGUGGGUAUAGCUGAGACUGACAGAAGAUAUCACAGAGUAUUAUGGGAUGAAGAUGAAUAUGAAUUUAAUACACUAGUGUUUGGUGUAAAUGCAUCACCAUUUCUGGCUCAAAUGGUUGCUCAGACAAAUGCACGAAAGUAUGCAGACAUUUAUCCAGCAGCUGCAGAAACUGUAUUGAAAUUCACCUACAUGGAUGACUCGAUGGAUUCAGUCACAAGUGAAGAAAAAGCCAUAGAACUCUAUCAUCAAUUGUCUGAUUUAUGGUCAAAAGCCGGUAUGUGUGCCCGAAAAUGGCUUUCCAAUUCCAAACGUGUUCUAGAGAAUAUUCCGCAAGAAGAUAGAGCAUUAGAGGUUGACAUAGACAGUAGUUAUUUGCCAUUAACAAAGGCUCUAGGAAUUUAUUGGAAGGCUGAAGAAGACAACUUUACAUUCAAAGUGAAAGAAAAGGACACUGAAAUCCACAAAAUAACAAAAAGAUGUUUGUUGAAAAGAGUAGCAAGCUUGUUUGAUCCUUUAGGGUUUAUAACUCCUUAUACAGUCUUGGGGAAAAUAUACAUUCAAAAAUGCUGGUUGAGAGGAUACGAUUGGGACGAGGAGGUAGAAGAAGAAAUGUCGGGGAAAAUUAGACAUUGGUUAAGUGAGCUGACAAAGCUAAACCAGCUUGAAAUUCCAAGAAGUAUGUGCUUUGAAGUUGAAGCAAACAAACAGUCACAGUCACACUUACACGUAUUUGUGGAUGCGUCAGAGAAGGCGUAUGGGACAGUUGUGUAUGUGAAACAUUCCGAAGAAAACAGUGUUUCAGUAAAGUUUAUAUGCAGCAAGUCGAGGGUCGCACCGCUGUCUUCAGUGAGCAUACCAAGACUUGAGCUCACAGCAGCAGUACUGGGAUUGCGAAUAGCAUUGACUGUGUUAAAAACUUUAGAUUUACCAGAAACAGCUGUUACCUAUUGGACUGACAGUGCAAAUGUCAUAUACUGGAUAAGAAAUGAAAGUAGACAAUUCAAGCCAUUUGUGUCAAAUCGGAUAGGUGAAAUCCAUGAAAAUAGUUCUCCGAAGCAAUGGCGACAUGUUCCAGGAAAUGAUAACCCGGCAGAUUUGACAUCAAGGGGCACAACAGCUGAGAAACUUGUAACAAGCCAGUUAUGGAAAAACGGUCCAGAAUUUCUACAAGAAGCUGAGGAUAAGUGGCCAAAGAACCUGCCAACUGAUGAAGUCAAAGACACUGAACAUAAGAAAGAACAAAAGAAAUCCAAUGUUACCAAAACUGAUGAACAGGAGAAAGAAAGUAUAAAAGUAUUUCUGAGCAUUGAUGAACAAGACGACAGGUUGAAUGCCUCUAGAUACUCUGAUUGGUUGCGUCUAGUACGAGUAUAUGGUUGGGUGAAGAGAUUUAUAGAAAAUAUGAGAGAAAGAAAUAGUGAAAGAAGAAAUAAAAUGAAAGUAUUGACAGUUGAAGAACUAAAAGACAGUGAAAAUCUGAUAAUUCACAGAGAACAGGUUAAGUUCUAUCCAGAAGAAUACAAGAACUUGGUUAAGAAAAAGCCACUACCAGUUUGUAGUAAACUCCUUCCACUGAAUGUGAAAUUAGAUGAAGACAAUGUGAUGAGAAGUGAUUCGAGGUUGACAAAUGCAGACUUUUUACCAUAUGACACUAGAUUUCCAGUAGUUUUACCACAGAAAAGCCAUGUGACUAAACUUUUAGUGAAACAUUAUCAUGAAGACGGAAAUCAUUAUGGUGCAAAUCAAACCUAA
This is a messenger RNA of Dreissena polymorpha, 3444 nucleotides long. RefSeq lists its product as uncharacterized. Lineage: Eukaryota; Metazoa; Mollusca; Bivalvia; Myida; Dreissenidae. The transcript has 3 exons. Gene Ontology annotation, molecular function: nucleic acid binding. The record is from RefSeq and is a predicted model, not a curated record. The coding region runs from base 1 to 3444 and encodes 1147 amino acids.